This is a messenger RNA of Dermatophagoides farinae (American house dust mite), 5627 nucleotides long. The record is from RefSeq and is a predicted model, not a curated record. NCBI's taxonomy places the organism in Eukaryota, Metazoa, Arthropoda, Arachnida, Sarcoptiformes, Pyroglyphidae.
UCUUCAUUCAUUGUGACUUGUUGCAUGUUAUUUUUUUAUGUUUUGUUUUGUUUUGCUUAUUCACCGUGCAUAAGAUAGCACCGGAAAUAUUCUUAUUACGCUUGAAGAAAAUAAUCAAACCAUACAAUCAUCAUCAUCAUCAUCGUCAAAAGAUUCUUUAUUUUUUUACCAUAAAUGUCAUUUUAAAGAUCAUCAUGUGGCACGUGUCAUCUAAAUGAAAUAUCCAACUCAUCAUCAUUUGACUAAAGACAACCAAAAAAAAAAACUGGCCACUUCUGACACGUGCCCACUCUAAGUAUUGUUAAAUGUUGCUUCCGUUGUGAUUUUUUCUUUGGUAAAUCUGGCCAUUUCUUUUUUUUUUCUUUCGAUCAUCUUUAACCAUUAACACACCAUCAUCAUAACCGAUAAAGAAAUAUCUGGUCAUUUGAAUUUGGUUAAAAAGAAAAAAAAACGAUCGUUCUUCAAUGUUGUCCAUAUAGUCAUAUAAACACAUUUUACUUGUAAUCGAUUUCGACCAUAUGGUCUACAGAUGUGUAUAGAUGAUGAUCUUUUUUUUUCUUUGAUGAUGAUGAUUUUGUCUUAUUUUUUUUCUUUCAUUUACAAAUGUGUUUUUGUGUGUGUGUGUGUGUGUGUGGCAGUAAAAAACAUUGAAGCUUCAUUUAGAUUGAAAAUUUCUUUCCAAUAGUCGACACAUCAGUGUUCUAAAAACAAUGGCCCUAAUAAGGUUACAUAUCAUCAUCACAAUUAUUGUUGUGUUUACAUCAUCCAUAUCGAAUUCACAUCCGGUUUCCGUUGCUAAUGGAAAAAGUGCUGCAACAAUCAUUCUCAUAAGACAACAAAAGAAUCGAUCUUCAAAUCAUUUUGUUCGAGAAUUGAAUCAAAAUAUAACCUUCAAUUGUCGUGUUGAUUAUGAUGAUCAUUCAAAUAGAAAAAAUUUGCAAUUGAAAAGAUCUUGGUAUCGUGACAAUGGCCAAUGGUUAGGUCCAAUAGAAAUUAAAGGCAAAAAAUUUAUUGGUACCGAUGAACGAUAUCGAUUCCAAUCAGCCAAUAUGGAUGAGGCUAGUUUGAUGAAAAUCAAACAACUAAAUGAAAAAGAUAUGGGAAUAUAUUAUUGUUCUGUUUGGAUGAUCGAUUCAAAUGAUCAAAUAUUAGUUUCGAAAAAUGAAACAUUUAAAUAUGAAUUAAAAAUCAUUCAGCCACAGCAUCAAGUUGAUGACCAUUUACAACCGAAUGCUCAAUUGUUUCGAGCGGAAAAAUCAACAGACAAUCAAUCAAUGAUUAGAAAUGAAAUAAAUCAUACAGUGAUUGAUGGUAACUCACAUACAUUUGAUGUCGAUGUUAUCGGUAGCGAAACAUGGUUAUUUGGUAAUGAUUUUCACAAUGAAAAUGGCGAUGAAUACGAAGAUGAUGAUGAAGAGGAUUAUCUAGCUAAAGAUCUGGAUGAAGAAGAAGUUGAAGAUUUUCCAUUAAAUUCAGAACCAAAAUAUAUCGACAAUGAUGGCAAAGAGUUUCGUAUAUACAAUGUAAGCGAAUUUCCUUCAAUAAUGCAAAUGGAAAAACAAUCAGGACAUUUAGUUAAAUUUCGUUGUCCAAUUCGUGGCCAUAAAAAUAAUACCAAAUAUCGUUGGUAUAAAGGAACACGUAUACUCAAAGGUUUUACCCGUAAUGAUGGUGAAAGUAUGAAAAUUGAUCGAUGGAAAUUAGAUCUAGAAAAUGUUGGUGAAUCCGAUUCUGGUAAUUAUUCAUGUAAUGUACAGAAUCCAUAUGGCCAUUAUAAUUUUACAUUCGAUCUUCGUGUACAUUAUUCAUUACGACAUCCACCCGUAUUAACUAAUUUGAAUGUCAAGAUCAAUAAUACAAUUUCUAUUGGUGAAAACAUUACAUUCGAUUGUCGAUAUCGUUCAUCAGUGAAUGCUAAUUUUAGCUGGUUCCGUGUUUAUUCAAAUCAAACAUAUAGAAAAAUUAAUGGAUCAUGGCUAAUGAUGAAUCUAGUAAAUGUAAGCACUGAUGAUAGCGGAAAUUAUACAUGCAUAGUCAGCAAUCGUUAUGGAACUAUUGAACGUUAUUUCUUACUCAACGUUAUUUCAGAGACAUUUUCAUUCACACCAUAUGUGCACCACAUGUUAUUGGUAUUAUGUUCAUUGAUAUUGUUGGCAACGUUGAUGGUCACCUAUAUUCUAUACAAUAGCCGUUUACAAACAAAUAAAAAGAUAACUAUUGUAGCACAAAAAAGUUUUAUAAUCAAAAAGAAAAUUAUACUUGAAAAUCCAAUGUCAUAUGAUUUAUCAUCGAAUGGUGGUGAUGAUCCAACAUUGAUGAUCAACAAUGAAUUAGGCAAUCUAUUGGAUGGUAAAGGAAAUUCGUUUGAUAUGUUUUCACCAUUGGUCAAAAUUGAUUGUGAACACAUUUUGAUUGAUUCAAAUGAUGAACAUAUGGCUAAAAAAUCUGGCAUAACACAAUAUGAAAUACCGUUAGAUAAGGAAUGGGAAAUGGAACGUAACAAUGUUAGGAUUUAUUGGAAAGAAAAAUUAGGAGAAGGUGAAUUUGGUACCGUAGUCAAAGGAGAAUUGGCAGAUUCAAUAUAUAAAACUGAAGUGGCUGUCAAAAUGUUAAAAGAAGGACAUUCUGAUGAUGAAAUGAUUAAUCUGAUUUCCGAAUUAGAAGUGAUGAAACGUAUUGGAAAACAUCAAAAUAUAAUCAAUUUGAUUGGAUGCUGUACACAAAAUGGACCACUAUGGGUAGUCGUAGAGUAUGCACCUUACGGAAAUCUUAGGGAUUUUCUUCGCAAAAAACGAGAAGAAAUGAUUGCAUUCAAACAACAACAACAACAGAACAACAGUAUCAAUAGCCCAAAAGAGUUUCAUUAUGUUCCUGAAAUGUUUCAACAUCAGCAUCAUCAUCAACAACAACAACAACAACAGCAAAAGCAACAAAAAACAUUUUCAUCAUUGACAUUUUUAGAUCUGGUCGAUUUUGGAUAUCAGAUUGCUCGCGGUAUGGAAUAUUUAUCAUCCAAAAGAUGUGUACAUCGUGAUUUGGCCGCUCGUAAUGUUCUUGUUUGUGAAAAUAAUAUUCUUAAAAUUGCCGACUUUGGUUUGGCACGAAGAAUUCAAGGCGAUUAUUAUCGUAAAACAACAAAUGGUCGACUGCCCAUCAAAUGGAUGGCUAUAGAAUCAUUGGAAAAUCAAAUGUAUACAACACAAUCGGAUGUUUGGAGUUUUGGCAUUCUAUUAUGGGAGAUAAUGACAUUAGGACGAACACCAUACCCUGGUAUCAAUGUUCAUGAAUUAUGGAAACGUUUAGAAGGUGGAUAUCGUAUGGAACAGCCAAUCAAUGCGGAUGAACAAAUAUAUGAUAUUAUGCGUCGAUGUUGGCAAAAACAGCCAAAUGAACGUCCAAGUUUUGCACAGCUAGUCAAAGAAAUCCAUAGAAUAUCAUUUUCCUGUACAAAUAGAGAAUAUGCAACUAUUCAUUUUCCAGGUGUUGAUGUCCAUUCUUCAGCAUCUAGUUCCGAUGAAGAUGAAACAAACGAAUCGACUAUUGCUGCUGCAUCCGAUUAUGAUAAUGAUAGGCUUAGAAAAAGAGAAGAUGAUUAUAAUGACAAUGAUAAUGAACAUCGAUAUAAUAAUUGGCAUGCAUCAGCGGCCACAUUUAUGCCAACAAAAAUCAAUUUACCAAUAUCAACAUUAGGUAUAUCGGAUCCAGCUAAUGAUAAUGAUUCAUCGCCGGGUAAAUGGUUCAAUAUGAAUACAUCAAGAUUUGCCGGUGCUAAUCAUCAUUAUAUCAAUGGCAAUGCAUUACGUGAAACAUUAUUGCGUGAACAAUCAUCAACAUUAUUCCAACAGGAAAAUAACAAAGUGUCAAAAGAAUUGGAUGAUUACACAACCACAAACGUUGUUGAAGCAAUUGUAUAUCCAAAUGAUCCAACAACAACCCAAUUCAUACAUCAUAAUCGUACAUAUGUGAAUGACAAUGAUUUAACCAUCAUACAUAAGGACAAGGAUAUUACAACCACAUCAUUGGUGGUCAUGCCACAAACGAAUUCAAUAAAACCGGCUACCAUAAUCAACAAAUGUUAUGAUUUUGAUUUUUUAUGUCGAAAAGCGACGAAUAAUCAUCCAAUAUCAUCAUCACCAUCAUCAAUCACAGUAGCCACAUCAGCUACUAUGAUUAGACCGCAACAUGAAAAAAAUGAAAAUUGAACCACAACAACAACAACAACAACGAUAAUCAAUCAUUUUGAUUAUCGGAUUUAAGAUGUAUUGAUAGAUAGACAAACAAAAAGAAUCUUUUUUUCGGUAUUACUAUUGACAUAAAUGUGAUAUUAAGCAGUUUUCAUAGACAAAAUCAUCCUCAUCAUCAUAAACACACAAACAAACACACACACUAGUCUGACCAUUGCAACACACACACACACACACACCAUACAAAAAAAAUAACCGAAAUGACAAAGCUUAUAUCCGACUCGAUAACUAUACUAAGUCCAAUGAAAUCAUACACACACACACACACACACGACUCGACGAUUCGGAUCGUCGGCCGAAAAAAAAAAAAAUUGAAACACACCCGGUAUCUUAAAGGCAAGCAAGGAAACACAUAAUAUUGAAAGAGAAUUUCACAAUUGACCGAUAUCGUAGGUGUUUAGUGUGUGGCGAAUGUCAACAACUGUCAUAUACACUUGAAAAAAUAUUCAUUUAUUAUUUUCAAUCAUUUUUUUCCCCAUUUCUAUACACACAUUUUGGAUCUGGCUCUCUGUUUUUUUUUCUUCGUAACGAAAGUUCCUUUCGCACGAAUGCUUGUUGUUGUUAUUGUGUGUGUGUGUGUGUGUUUAAUGUUUCAUUUAUUCGAUAUGAUCAUUGAUCAUUCUUUUUUUUUAUUUCUCUUUUUGGUUAUUUGCUUUGAAAACCUCAUUCAUCUUGGAUCGUACAACAUAUAAUGACAUAUAAAUGACAUGAAUUGUCAUUAUUAAUUUCAUCAUUAUCAUCAACAAUUGUUGUUUACCAGUUUCGAAUAUUCUGGUUUUUGUUUUUGUUUUCUUUCUGUUUUCCAUUUUUUUCCCCCCCAUACACACGCGCUCAUUUCAUUGUAAAUAUCAUUUUUUCUUCUUGUUUUCAAUGUGUUGUGUUUGUGUAAGUGUAGAAUCAAAGAAUUCAAUUCACACCAUUUUGGAUCAUUGAGUAAAUAUUGAUUUUUGUAAUUUUUUUAAAGAAAAAACUCUUAUCCUGUACUGUAUGUUUCCUUCUUCCUAUAUCGAUUGUACGAUAUGGUUUUUUUCCGUUUCGUUCAUCACAUCAUUCAAUCAAUGGAUAUUGUGACAAAAUAUUAAUAAUAAUUGUGAUGAAAUGAUUGAAUACACAGCAACAAACAAACAAACAGACAUUCUACCCCGUUCAUUCAAUAUCAGCCAACAAAAACAAAAAACAACAACAACAACAACAACAAUCAUUUUAUUGACGAAAAGAAUUCAUAAUCAUCAUCAUCAUCAUCUUUUUUAUUAUUUAAUUAACUUUAUAUCGUGAUUGUUCGAUAUAUUGGUGCAUAUCAACAUUUUGAUUCAUUAUAACUCACACACAUAGACACUCACAAUUAAUCAACCAUUAAUAUUUAUAUGAUAUGAUAAACUAAAU